CAGCAGACACCGACACCACACUAGAUCGGGCUCGGGACACGAUGGUAGUGGCGUUAGUGUUGUGGCUGGCGGCGGCGCUAUCCGUGCUGCUCUACCUGAUCGUAAGGCGUAUGCGCUUCACCCAGGCAUUCCACUUCCCUGGGCCACGCGCCUGGCCACUCCUCGGCAACUGUCACCUCCUCUUGGGCACCCAGUCAGAUUUCUUCCGCUUAUGCAACCGCCUCGGAACGGAGAACCCUGGGGGUGUUUUCCAACUGUGGGUGGGAAUGCGACCCUUCGUAUUUCUCUACAAGAGUGACGUCAUUAAGCCGCUGGUAACGUCAUCCUCACACUUGGAGAAGAACUUUGAGUACAGUUUGACUCGACGUUGGCUUGGAAACGGACUAAUUACGAGCAAAGAUGAAGAAUGGCAGAAACAUCGUAAGAUGUUGACUUCCUGCUUCCACUUCAACAUACUGAAAGAGUUUUCACUUCCGGUUUGGAGGCACAGUCACGUGCUCUUGGAGAAGAUCAGGCAGUCAGGAAGGACUUCAGUCGACAUUGUACCAUUGGCCAAGUUGUUGGCUUUAGAUAUCAUAUGUGAGACCGCAAUGGGGAUCAAUAUAGGGACCCAAGCCAAUUCCGGUUCGGAGUACCCGUCCGCUAUAUCCAGGAUGACGGAAAUCCUGAGUCACAGGUUUAUCACGCCUUGGAUGAAGCCUGAACUGCUCUUUAACAUGACCGCCAAUGGUAGAGAGUACAACAAGCUGCUCAAGAAAGUCCAGGAGUUUGUUGAUCAAAUAAUAACAAAGAAAAAGUGCGAUCUGCGCCAAACUGUUAUUACCGCAGCUAAUCAAACUACACCGAGUAAAAUUAUCACUGAUGCGGAGAACGUGAUGAUGUUUAUCGAGAAAGAAACUUCAGAAACGCCUCCCCGAGACUUGUGCAAGGAUUGCAACCAGCCUGUGUGCAAACCAAAUGACAGCGUACGGAGUCCAAUAAGGAGGCUCGCUCUGUUGGAUUGUCUCCUGAAGAUGUCCCAGGAUGAUCCCACCUUCACUGACAAAGAUAUCACAGACCAAGUGAACACCUUCAUGUUCGCGGGCCACGAUACCAUAUCAUGUGCAGUUUCUUUUAUACUCUUUGCUUUGGGUCACCACCCUAAUUGGCAAGAUGCGAUUGUGGAAGAGUUAGAUAUCUUGUGCCCCAAUCUGCUGGAUGCGGAACCUGACUCCCGGAUGUUCCUGAAGGGGUUGCCAGUGCUGGACCGCUGUAUAAAGGAGGCCAUGAGACUCUACCCUCCCUCUCCCAUGGUGGGCAGAACCAUCAACACUCCCCUAGACACACCCGAAGGUACUCUGCCGGCAGGAACGACUGCUAUAAUUUUCACGUUCUUGUUGCACCGCGACCCCUCAGUCUUCAGCGACCCUAGCACGUUCAAUCCUGACCGCUUCCUCCCUGAGCUUCCUACCCUCGACACUUUCUCCUUCAUGCCAUUCAGCGCCGGACCCAGGAACUGUAUUGGAAAAUCACUGGCAAUAAUAGAGCUAAAACUCAUAAUGGCAAUGAUUUUGAAGAAGUUUAGGGUAAAGUCCCUGCAGGAUUCCGAAGAAUUGGACCUUUCCUUUGAGAUAGUUCUGACCAACAAGAGCGGAAUUCAUCUCCAGUUUACUCCGCGAACUUGAUUACGACGAAGGGAUCGUAAGAUGUGAAUAUCAGCCCACCGGUGAAGGAUGUCUAUGUUUGGCACAUUAUUAUAUAAAACAUGCUACAGUUUUAGGCGGGGAUAAAUCCAUCAUUGUACAGUAUUAACAUAACAGGAAUUAGAAGUUAUACGUUUAGCUCUCUAUUAUUAAGUGAUAUUAUUAAAUAUGUUAAAUAAGGGUUAUGUACUGUAGUAAAUUGAGGCUGUGAUAAUAAAUAUUUAUAUUAAAUACGUUAAUGUAGGAUGAUUGUAGAAUCAAUUAAAAGCACGCAAUUACAAAGCUUUUGAUACUAUCACUUUCCUUACGUCAGGUGUUAUUAUAAUGUAACUCGAUGUAUUGAAAAAUAUAAUAAAGAAUAACAGUAAAA
Molecule: messenger RNA, 2052 nt
Organism: Homalodisca vitripennis (glassy-winged sharpshooter)
Lineage: Eukaryota; Metazoa; Arthropoda; Insecta; Hemiptera; Cicadellidae
Product: cytochrome P450 4C1-like
Exons: 12
Coding region: 42-1664 (540 amino acids)
Molecular function (GO): monooxygenase activity; oxidoreductase activity, acting on paired donors, with incorporation or reduction of molecular oxygen; iron ion binding
Source: RefSeq, a predicted model, not a curated record